AAUUUUGGUAAAAAAAAUAGUUAAAAGACAAUUUUAUUAUGGUCAGAGGUCUUUUUUUAUAUAGCUUAAACAUUCUCUUGCUUCUAAAUUAAUCUACUAGGACUUAUUUUUCACCAUAAAACAAGAUUGUGUGACGUAAUCAGGUUCAUAGGUCAUGACGUGCAGCGCAGCGGAGCGCUGAGGUAGCGCCAAUUGCAUUGGCAUCGCAUUGAUAACGCCGCUGUCGAUAUUUUUGUUCGUGAAUUACUUCAGUCCCGCUGCUAUCUUUCUGUAUUGCAUGAUGUUCGAAACAUAAAUAUUGGUUUGAUUCCAAAAUGGAUACAAGUCUUGAUACAGAAGCCCCCGUCCCAAGGAAAAAAAAGACAUACAAGAAGAAAAAUGACCCUGAUAGAAAUGGGUCAGAUGUGAGGCGAUCCAGCAGGACCCGUGCUGGACGGAACGCCCGCGAUCCUGUGUCAGAUUCAGAACAAUGGAACGGGAAACAGAAAUGCAUUCGGUGGAACACACUGGAGAAGCAGCUUCUACUGAGAGCACUCAAGGAGAAAACAGCCAUCGCCCAAUUUAAUUACCUUGCCAUAAAGAGACAUGUGAAGACCAAGAAGAAAAGUGAUGUGGAGAUUUACCUCAAGAAUCUCAGAAAAAAGGCCAUGAAGACCAAAAUUGAAUCAAUGAAGUUAAAGUCCCCUAUUGAGAUAUGGAAUAAUUUGAUGACUCAUUUUGGGGAUCAAGACAGGGAAGCGUGGAAGGCAAUGAGUAAGGUGAUGAUCAUGGCAUCGGUAGAACGAACCGUGAACUCCGAGGAGAUCAAAUGUGAUGAAUUUAAACCUUGCCGUAUCUACCGAUACUUGUCAGACCUGUUCAAAUCAAAGCAUCCUACAAAACUGACCCCUUUAGAAUCCCAAGUCAUUCUGGAUUGCUUUGAAAACAUGUUGGAGGUUCUUAAAGAAAGUGAGAUCAGAGACAAAGCUGCUUUCCUCCGCCCCCAGUAUUUCAAUCUCUUCAAUAAGGCUUUCACAGGUGGUACGGACUACAGCAAUGAGGAUAGCCUAAGCCUGGUCUAUGCUAACAUGGCUUCCUCUCAGCGAGGAACAAAAGACCCAGGACCAAGUAGAGUUGAACCAGGUACCGAGGAGGCAGUUCCUACAACUGAUCAAGCCACAGGCCUUUCAAACCCUGGGACUAGCAGAACAGAAGCAGGAACCAGUGAGCCAGGUAUUGAACCUGAUCCAGCGACAAGUAGCACAGAACGCACAUCUCAUGUUGGUAAACAGGAUGAUAUCAGUCAAAGGAACAAGGCCUCAUGGCGAGGCGGAAAGGACAGAUCAACUGAAGUAAGGAUCUUGAAUCCGCUAGGUAUACCUGUGGAGAUGCUGGAGUUUAAAUCGAGAGACGAUGAGAGGUAUGGCAACAAACGCUGGACCUACCUGUCUGAGAACGAUUCCUCAGACAGUGGGGAUAGUUCUGGAGAUGACUAUGAUGGAGAGGAUGUGGACAGAAUAAGGAAACAAGAGAAGUGGAAAAGCGGUAGGCCCGGUACGACUGGCACUGGUGAGGCUGAUGCAGAGAACUCUGCAGGUGUAGGUGCAGGAGAACUCAACGGCAUCCAGGAGAUGACUGAUCUAGUCGACGCAGAUCAGUAUGCCUUUGUUACAGAAGAGGAUUUCGCCAAAAAGGAGGAGGUCUAUCUCCAAGCUCUGAAAGAGGUUCAUGCAGAUUCUGAUGAUCGUCUCGGCGGUGACCAAGCUAUUGACUCUGAUCAGUAUGUCUUUGUGUCAAAGUAUGAUCUUGCCAUACAGGAGGAGAAUUCAGACAAGAGUUUGGAUGAGACAAGAAGAGAAGAGCAUAGUGAAUUCGUGCAGACUAUAGAACAACAAGAUGAGAUUCUCUCUACAGCCAACAAGGCUGAUGGAGGUUUUGAGAUAAACCCCACAAGUGCAGAGCUUUCUUGUGCUCCAUCAGGUGAUGGACAACUUGAAGAGGAUCGAAAUGAGAAUGGCAGCAAGAAUGUGACUGAAGGACCUGACAUUGACCAAAUAGAGGAUAUUGAUCACAUUGGUCAGUCAGUUUUGAUGGAUGAUUUAGGUUCCGACAAUGAUUCAAACCAUUCAGAAGAUGAUGAAUUUGAUACAAGUUUAUUCGAUGGUGAAGCCCAUGGCCUGAAUGGUUCAGGACCCACAGAAGUUGGUGGCUCAACAAAUUUUACACCAUCAAAACUUGGGGCUUCACCAUCACAGAGGACUAAAAGAAAUUAUUUGCUUCAGCCAGUCUCCAGUCUUCAGGUUAAAAGGGAAACAGUGUCACCAUUACCUGCUGGAAACAACCAGUCUUCAGUGGCUGUUGAUAAAAACAGGCAGGGAGAAUUAAGAUCAAAUUGUCAGGAAAAUUUUGACAUAUUGACUGCAGUAUCUUUAGUAAGUAACAAAUCUCUAGUAUCACAUCCUUCUCAAGAAAAAGUUAAUGGAAGAGUGCCCAAGCAUCAAGUAGAAUCUGUUGCAUCCUCCUCAAGGAGGAUGGAUGAUGAUACCAUUCUUCCAGCGGGUUCAGAUGCUCCAGGAAUAGAGAAGUCUAAACCUGUCCAGUUCGAUCAUGACGAGGAGAAUCCAGAAAUCGCGCGCUCUUUUCAAGAGUCACCCGAUCAUUCAACACCGAACACCAUUCCUCUUGCGAAAGCCUUCAGCAAAGGAAUGGUGAGCAAUCAAAAGUCGGAUGACCAGCUGUUGACCAUUGACGUCUCCCAGCUUGGGCCGGACUCCAACAUUGUGAUCCCCUCGUACCUGCUUCCAGGAGGGAUACUCACCAUCCGAUCGCCAGAAGUUCCCUUCAUGAGAAUCCAGAGAUCAGAUCCCUCACCCUUGGUCCAGAUAGGAACUGAUGCUGCAGAUGCAAACAUUGCCUUGGAUACAGGUGACCAAGCACAAUCAGAUGUGUCUCCUUUAGAUCCGUCAGCAGAGGACAAUGUUCAAGAGGAUAGUGGUCCAGGGAGUGAUUUGGAUUCUCCUAGUGAGGAUGACAUGUCUCAAACAGAAUAUGUAAUAGCUUCGGACAAACCAUCAAAAGAGAGCGAGAAUCUUUGUGAGGUACAUGUCAUUGCCAAUCACUUUGUAAAAUCUCAAGAUCAAGGUGAAGUGCCACAAGAGAUUUCCUCCAAGAUGCAGGAUGUGACUGUGAAACAAGAAACGUCUCAGAACCAACCAAUGAUUUCCAAGAAAUCUGGAACUUACACUCGUCUUGCAGGAGCACAAGCUGAAGGUGGAUCAGACGUGGAAGAACAAUCAUUCCUUGAUUUUCUCAGCUCUCAGAAGUCCAUGUUUGAUGGGAGAAUGGAGUCGACACCAAGAUCUCAUCCCUUGCAGGAUAAGGGUGUUGAAAAUCUUGAGGAAGGAGAGCCAGAUAUGCAUGUUCAAGCAGCACCAAAUGUAAACAUUCCUAUGAACAAGGCUUGGAAAUCUAAUAAACUUUUGAAGACUUCCCAGCAUGCAUCAUCAGACAUUUUAUGUGACAUGAAGCACAAAGGUCCUUCUGAAAGUGAAACAAAAUUGACUGUCCCAGGAAAACCUGUAAAUACUGCAGCUGAUGUUGGACAAGGCGGUACCAGCAGUGAUUUGCAUUCAGGGCAGAAACGGAAGAGAGGACGUCCACCAAAGCCUAGGCCACCUGUAAUUGAAAAGUCAACCUUGGCAUCUAAGUUGCAAGAAGAUCAUACAAAAGUGAGUCCAGGAGCCAAGAGAAAAAGAGGUCGUCCUCGUAAGAGUGAUACAGGAGUUCCAAGUGGUGUACUAGACAUAGAAAAUGGCGAGGAAAAAGAUGUUAAUCUAUCGGCUGUAGACUCUGACACAGAAAGAGAAGGGAAAAGAAAGAGUGGAAGGCCACAGAAAUUACCCAUGUCAGAUAUUGCACUCAACCAGUCAACAGAGAAGGAUAGAAAUUAUCUGUGGGGGGAAAACUCUGAUUCUGAAAGCAAAGGGAAAAUAAAAGGUGUACAACCUCACACAAAAGCACUGGCUAACUCUUCUGAUUGGCAAGUCACACAACUGUUGGUAGAGGAUGAUAUUUACACUGGUUGGAGGGAAAUCGGUUCUCAGACAGAGACGACAGAAAAGCGAAAGAGAGGAAGAUCAGCCAGUGAAAUGCAAGAAUCUACUUCUGAAGAGGAGAAAAGCAGUCCCAGUCUAGUCAUGACUCCUUACAUUAAUCAAACUAAAUAUGCCUUCGAAAGUGAGUCUGGUACUAAUACCAAAGAGAAGAGAAAGAGAGGAAGACCUCGCAAAUAUUCGCUGUUAUCUUCUUUUGAAAAUUUGCAAGAGAGUCCAGUCAUGCCAGUGAACAGAGAGGAAACCCCAAUGCAACUGGAAACUGGGUCUAGGACAAAGAAUGAAGAGAAGAAAAAGAGAGGGAGACCUCGCAAAGACCCGCUAUCAUCUGCUGGAAAUUUGCCAGAGAGACUAGUCUUGCCAGUGAACAGUGAGACAAUUCACAAGCAAUUUGAGACCAAUUCUGAUACAGUUAACAUAGAGAAGAGAAAGAGAGGUAGACCCCGCAAGGAUUUGUUAUCGUCCAUGAAGGAUUUGCAAGACACUCCAGUCCGUCCAUCGCAUACAGGAAAUGAGAUCGGACAAACAGGAUUGGGAAUUUCCUUAUCGGCAAAGAAAGCAGAGACAAGGAAAGGAGUGAGAUUGGUGACUAUCAAAACUGAGGAAUCUAGGGAAUCACGUGAUGAUCUGCUUGGUUGGAUUAAUGCUUCUCAGUCAACAGGCACCGAGGCACUCAAUGAACAAUCUGACAUUGUGAUUAGUUCUGAGAGUGAAGAGUUCAGUAAUGCGGGACAACCUUCAAAAGAAUUUAGUCCUUACCAGUCAAAUAAAUCUAAUCCAUGUUUGGAAAACAGAGAAAAGCAAAAGCUAGGGACAAACAGUGAAGCCAAGGUGCUCAGGACUGAUUCAUUAUCCAGUGUCUUUGACAGUUCAUCAAAAGCUGAAAGUGUAGACGUUGAGAAAAGAGGGUCGGAUAGGUUAACAGUACUGAGAGGGAGCCCUUUGAACGGUGAGAGUAAAGAGAAAUCAGGAACAUGUGUCCAAGAUGCUGAUGUAAGUGUAGAGGUAGAGAAACGGAAAAGGGGAAGGCCUCGCAAAUCACCAGGUAAAAAUUAUCUAGUCAGUUCGCCAAAGACAGUUGCUGCUCCUGCACCAGUUGAGGUCAAGCAGAAGUGUGAUAAUGUAUCAACUGCAAUUCCUAGUCACACAUUGGAAGGUGCAAAACGUGUUAACCCCAUUGAGACUAAAGGAACAUCUAGCCAAGGGUCAAUUCUUGACCAGGCAAGUGCCAGUCUUGCAAGCGAUGUGGUCGGAGGUUUAAUGAUGAAAAAAGUACACAGACCCACCAAGGAAAUGACAUCAAAUCCCAGCAAGGAGCUGUCAUACCCACUCUGGACACAAUCAGGAAAGGUGGUCUGUGUUUACAAUGUAGGAGAUUCCAAAACAAUCAUGGGAACAGUGCAGUUAGAGAACCCAAAUAAAGCGAGUCAUUGCCGAAAGAUACUUCCAGCUCCCCCUAAAUCAGGUGAGGGGAACAGCAAUCCGACCCCUUUUCAGCCCCCAAAUCAUCAAGGUCAGAUUAAAACAACACAAAGUCAUCUUCAAGAGGCAGGUGAACAAGGGACAAGAGACCAUCUAAAGAGAUCAAAACCAGGGUCUACUUAUGCAGGAGGUGCCAAAGACACUACUAACAAAGCAGGAAAGAAGGCUGCCAAUAUUUCCAUAAAAUCUGAAAUUGUAACACAAGAAAGUAGUUCUUGUAAGCCAGAACAAACCGAUGCCAACAUAGGAAUAAUAAAAGGGCUUGAGAAACGAAAGAGAGGAAGACCUCCCAAAUCAUCAAACACCCUGCUGCAAGACAAAAAAGCAAGUUACACGCAACUUAUCAAUGAGACAUUAUCCAAAGGUUCUGCAACCGACCCACAUCAUAUAUUGGACAUACAACAAUCAAAAAGUGCUGAGGCAAGUGGCGCUGAUGGUGACUCUGGACAAAGUAUACCAGAAAGGAGGGGCAGUCCUCAGAAGAGAUCAAGGUUUGAAAGUCCUCUUAAAGAGACAUCUCAAACAAACGCCCUUCAGACAACUGACGCAGGCACAAAAAAUGUCAAUCAAAAGCUGUCUGGAGUGCGUAAGCAAGUGUCGCUUGAUAGGUACCUAUCAGCACAGGAAUCUGGAGCAUCCAAAAUACAGGGGAAAGCAACCAAAGGUAUCCUCAAGAAGCGAAAGAAACAGAGCCCUCUGAAGGUGAACGUUGGAAAGGAAUUAGCCAAGAAAAGACAGAAAGGCUUUGAAAGCACAAGACUGUCCGAGGCAAGUCCUGUCAAGAAGAGAUUGUCACCACGCAAGAAACCUGUCACCAAUACAUUCCCUGAGAGUCAUUCACCAUUUGGUAAGCCAAAGAAGCGAGUUAGCUUUGAAGAUGCCAUCGACCUGGUGAACACCCUUGGUGAGCGGGGAGUUGUGGAGAACGACCUGUUUCAUACAGAUAUAGUCCACCAUACAGCCAUGAAGGAAGUCAUGAAGAUUGUCAAAUCAGUCGGGGUAAAGAGGGACAUUGUUGCUGAACCUGAAACUUCAAAGAAAUCAAUUUUCUUCUCUAUCAAGAAAUCUUGAGCUUGUGUCCUGUGUGAGGAAUGGGAAUCUGUUCAGCCAUCGUGUCGUGUUUUUUAAUACCAACAUUAAUCCCAUAUGACUUUAAUAGCCAGAGAAAAAAAAUAAUGGAGUCCAUUGCUGAUUUGAGGUACCCACUAUAGAUAUAUUUGGGUUAGGUGCUGUUUUUAUGGUAAUUUCUAAAAGCAUGGGGAUGUUCAAGUUCAUUAUUCUAAAAGUUUGUAUAUCUGAAUAGAAAAUGGGGUUGGUGAUGCUAAUUGUUUGUUGAUUCAGCAAUAAAACAAGGUUGGUUAUUCCAAAUGUUCAUUAGUCAAAAAUGAAAAAAAGGUUUGUUUUUCCAAAGGCUUGAUAAUUCAAAUAUGAAAUAAGGUUUACAACUACAAAAACCACUACCAACCUUGGGAAUAAUGAAUCUUUUCUAAUUUUUGUACCAAUUAACCUUCAGAAUAACGAACAUUAAACCUUCAAAAUAAUGAAGCUUUAGACAAGUGAACUUUUAGAAUAUCGAACCUUCAGCAAAACGAAUAACGAACUGUAUCCUAAAGGUUGAUGUACAUUUUGCAAACAUUUCUUUUCAAAAUGAUCUAUUUUUCUUGAAACUCAAAAUUAUUACAACCAUUUUCAAACAUCACUGUUCUAAAGGUUUUUUAAAGAUGUGGAUCUUUUUCUUAAGGGCAAGUCCACCCCAGCAAGAAGAUGUUUGAACAAAAAAAAAAUUCAAGCAAGCAUAACACUGAAAGUUUAACUAAAAUUCAAUGUAAAAUAAAAAAAGUUAUGAGAUGUUAAAAUGCCGCGCAAUUUCACAAUUAUUCUUGGUAGUAACAUCCUGGGCGGUAUGCAAAUGAAGGAAACGAUAUCAACCAAUCACUUUUUCUUUUGUAUUCUAUUAAAUGAAUUGCUUUAGUUUUUCCUCAAGAUGUUAAAAUGAGGUUUGAUUUCUCCCUAAACAUAUGAAAUAAUCAUUGUUGCUACUUAUUAUUAUUUGAUGAAGAGCUCUCUUGUCAAAUUUUCAAAUAUUUAUCAAAUAUUCUCUUUGUCAUGUGAUAAAAUACAAAAGAAAAAGUGAUUUCAUCAACUCUCAUUUGCAUAUCACCUUUGUGAAAAAACUAUUUUGUGAAAAUAUGCAAACUACCAAAUGUCAUUACUUCCUUAUUUUAUAUCUGAGUUUAAUGAAAUUUUUACCAUUAUGCUUUAUAAUUUUUUUUUUACUUGUUCAUAGUUUUUUGGUUUGGAAGAACUCAACUUUAAAUUUCUUGAAAGACGUUUUCAAUUUUUUUUUUUCAUUUUGAACUAUAUACAUGUAUGUAAAUUCUGUUUAUAUUCCACAUUUUAUUUUAUUGCUACAUACUAUACAUAUGUAAAUGUUAAACUUUUUUUAAAAUUAAAUUCAUAUCAAGAUUAUCUGAUAAGAAUUCUAUUUUUUCAUAUUUAAACACAUUUAAUGAAGCAUUUGUCAUGAAGAAGGGGGGCGGGGUGCUUCACAAAGAGAUAUGAAGUUUAUUAAGUCAUUCUUCACAAAAGUCAUGCUUCACAAAGAGAUAUGAAGUUUAUUAAAAGUCAUGCGUAAGUGCUGAUGUGCACAGCAUUGUUUCACACACAAUCUUAUCAAUGGUAUAUUCGUCGUAGAGGUGUUGUGGCUCAGUGGAUAUGUCUACGGACUUUGAACCACAAGGUCCGGGGUUCAAAUCCCACUGCAGCACUCGCAUCCUUUAGCAAGGCAUUUAUCUACAUUUGCCACUCUCCACCCAGGUGUAGUAAAUGGAAGGAAUUCCUUGUAUGCUCGAGCGUCUGAUCAGGGUAGCCGCGCUAAAGCAGGGGUAAUAGUAUGCAGCGCUUAGAAACAUUUGUUAUAAAGCACUAUAUAAAUGUUGCAUAUUAUUAUUGUUUGGUAGCACAUGUCCUGUAGACAUGAAGCGACCGAUUGUGUUGAGCAUUAUAUACCACACACAAUGCAACAUUUAAUUUUAAUUAAGUGUGAUUUCUGGGCAGAGUUGAACACAAUACCCUCCUGAUUAAUAAAGAAAUUAAGUCUGUAUUUCAUGUUUGCCAUGAUUGUGGAAAAAUCCACAUCUCUGCCAAAUAACAGUAUUAAAGAUUUUUAAUUUUCAGGGUUCAUAAGGAGUGGGAUUAUUACUUCAUUACUUUAGAAACAUAACUAGAUGUUUAGUGAAAGUUUUAUUUCAAAUAAAUGGAUCCUGAUUUCAGGUUAAAUGUGGAUUAUUGUAGUGCCAAAGCCUUUUUAUAUAGCAUUAUUUUCGUGUAGUGCACCUUGGUUAAAGGAUUGUUCUCAUGUUCAUUUUGUACUCUGUAUGUGAAUUAUGUGUAUAUUAAUAUUCUCACUUAAUUUUAUUCCUAUAGAAUGUACAAAUGUAUAUAUUUAAUUUUUGUUCCCAUGUAUUUUUGCAUUAUUUCAAGAUGCAUUUCUGAUAAUGAUGUCGUGACUUACACAAACUGCAUGCAUACAUCAUCGAUACAAUCAUUGAAUGAAUUAUUUCAGUUGUGAAGGAUAGGUGUACAUGUAUAUAAGCAAUCAUAAUAUUUGAGAUUUUGUUGUGUAAUAAAUAGUUUCAGUGGUUGGGGUUAUUUCAGAAAACUGUUGUAAUGCAUGCUUUUACAAAUCGUUAUGGGAACAAGGAAAGCGAGGUCGAUUUCUCAGUCGUGAUUUAAGCACUGCAGGCAUUUCUUUUGAUGAUGCUAAUACCUACCUUGUAAGUGCAACGUUCAGCAUUUUUCACAUUUUAAAUGAAGUAAUUAGAAUACAAUUUACUUUCUUUUAAAGGGGUACUCCUGGCUGAAAAUAAUAUGAUUUGAACGGAUAAAGAAAAAUCAGACAAACAAAACACUGAAAAUUUGAUCAAUAUCGGACAAGGAAUAACAAAGUUAUGGCAUUUAAAGAUUUGCAUUAUUCCCGGAAAACAGUUCUGGGCAUGUCUUCAUGAAUAUUCAAUGGGCAAAGUGAUGAUGUCAUAUCCCCACUGGUUCUUUUGUAUUUCAUUAUAUGAAAUUAGGUUUAUUCAAAAAUUUUCCUCCAAGAAGCAAAAAUAUUGGAAUAACAAGUGAUUAAAGUGCAUAAGAUAUUCAUUGCUGCAACUUAUUUCAUUAUAAGGGAGACAUAUCAUUUACACAUGUAUUAAAUAUUGCAACAAUUAUGACUUCAUGUAAUAACAUAAGAAAAAGGAAAGUGAGGAUGUGACAUCAUCAGCUGUUAUCAGAUUUUGAUAAAAUGUUCAGCAUUUUGCUUUGUGAAUUUUACUCCAUUUAUUUAGAUAUGAAUAUUUUCAGCCUGGAGCAUCCCUUUAAGUCAAAGCUUUUGGGACCUCAGAGAUAUGUUUGACUCGGUUUGUAACUCUUUCAAGGCACAUCAAUGAGUGCCGUGUCAGCGACCAUGCAUCAUUCAGCUGUGUUGAUGUUCAUGUCAUGGCCGCUGUACCUUGACACUGGACAGACUGAGUCAGUUCACUCGUUAUGUGUGACCACAAGUACAUGUCGGUCAUGUAUUAAUACGUCAACUUUUUGUGAUUUCUGAUAAUCCAGGAAUCUUGAAUUUUUCGUACUAUUGGAUUGUUUACCCUGGCAAAUAAUCGAAUGGCAAGAAGGAUAUUUGUCCCAGGCCUCUGUCCAAUGACAAUUGCUUCGAUGGAAAAUCUGCAUGUUAAACCAAACAUAAAACCCAACCUGCAAAACUAUAUAAACCCUAAUCCUUUACAUUAUUCUGAACCAAAAACUAUAUUACAAUCCUCAGUCUAACCCUAUGCCCUCUGAGAUAUUACGCCCGGGAGCAAAUGUCGCAGGAGCAAAUGUCUUGUCACCUCCUAGUUAGCUUACAUAUUAGACCUUACAUUGUAAUAAGUCCAUAAACAAUUAUUUUAACAUAAAGCUGCUUCACCUGUUUGUAAGCAACGCGUGACUUCAUAUAUAUAGUGACCAGAAAGGGCUUCCUUUAAAUGCAACUCCAACAAAUCAUGCGCUUUUCCUAAAUACGGCCUGUGAUUGGUUGAAAAUUAAGUUAUGUUUGAUUUUUGAAGUUGCAAUUAAUUGCAACUUUUUUUGUGUAACAGGCCCCUGUUCUUAGGGUGCUCUAUUUCAAUUCUCAACGAUUCAAUUCCCUUCAGCUGAGUUGGCAUCCAAUCAUUUCAGAGUGAAGUUUUUGUUUUAUCAAGCAUCAGGAGAGAGUUGAGCAUUGGUCAUCUGAUAAGUUGUCAGAUAUGUCAAAUUCCUUUGAUAUUGAUCAGCUGAGAAGCAUAGUUAAUCCUAUUGUAUCUGUUGGAUAAAACAUACUCUAUCAUCUGACCCAUCCUUUCGUUAAACGCUCCCAUGAAUGCAAAGUUUAUCAUUUGCAGGCCUACCAACUGCUCCUUUUUAAAAGGAGGUACACUCCUUUUUUUGAAAUUUUUUAUAUAUAUUAUGUCAUGUAGGGAAAGAAAACUCCUUUUUUUGUCCAGAUAUUAUGUUCAGUCAUCUAUGGGAAAUAUGCUGUGACUCCUAUUUAUUAAAUGAAUCACUCCUAUUUUGUAUGUUUACAGGUUGGUAGGCCUGCAUUUGUCAGAGUUUGAUAAGGGUGUAUAAUUCAUAGAAAAUUCAGUCGCAGCUGGUGUUGUCAUGCAUGAAAUUAAGCACAUUAUUAUGAAAUAUCUUCCCCGUUCCCAGUGUUACGCAUACUGUAUAUGUACGAUAUGAGAUCUCAUAUGUGUUAUGUUAUGCCAUGUGCUAUUUUACGUAUACUCGAAUAUCAUUUUCAAGCAUC
Lytechinus pictus (painted urchin) is the source of this 11385-nucleotide messenger RNA. RefSeq lists its product as uncharacterized. The record is from RefSeq and is a predicted model, not a curated record. Bases 315 to 6644 code for a protein of 2109 amino acids. Gene Ontology annotation, biological process: snRNA transcription. Lineage: Eukaryota; Metazoa; Echinodermata; Echinoidea; Temnopleuroida; Toxopneustidae. The transcript has 8 exons. Gene Ontology annotation, cellular component: nuclear body. Gene Ontology annotation, molecular function: DNA binding; RNA polymerase II general transcription initiation factor activity.